Molecule: messenger RNA, 978 nt
Organism: Choloepus didactylus (southern two-toed sloth)
Lineage: Eukaryota; Metazoa; Chordata; Mammalia; Pilosa; Megalonychidae
Product: olfactory receptor 10AG1-like
Exons: 1
Coding region: 16-978 (320 amino acids)
Biological process (GO): G protein-coupled receptor signaling pathway
Cellular component (GO): membrane
Molecular function (GO): G protein-coupled receptor activity; olfactory receptor activity
Source: RefSeq, a predicted model, not a curated record
UCAUUGUUUUCACAGAUGUUACCUAGACAGCAAAGAGCAGAAGGCAAUUUCUCUUCAGUGGUGGGAUUUGUUCUCCUGGGAUUUUCUGAUCUUCCAAACCUCCAGGGGCUCCUAUUUGGAAUUUUCUCUCUUAUGUACACAUUUAUCAUUAUAGGAAAUGGUAUUAUCAUGAUAAUUACAGUGGUAGACUCUGCUCUUCAGACCCCCAUGUAUUUUUUUCUUGCAAAUUUUUCCUCUCUGGGAGUCUGUUAUGUGUCAGUCACUGUCCCCAGGAUUCUGGUGAACCUUUGGACUCGGAAUCGAAGCAUUUCUUUGCUGAGCUGUGCCACCCAAAUGUGCUUUUUCCUUAUGCUGGGAUCCACUGAAAGUUUCCUCCUGGCUGUAAUGGCCUAUGACCGCUAUGUGGCCAUUUGUAACCCUUUGCUGUAUCCUGUGGUCAUGAACCAAAAGGUGUGUACCCAGCUGGCAGUUGGCUCCUGGAUCAGUGGAAUUCCAGUUCAGAUCGGGCAAACAUUUCAGGUGUUCUCACUGCCUUUCUGUGGUUCUAACCAAAUCAACCACUUCUUCUGUGACAUCCCCCUAUUGAUCAAGCUGGCCUGUGGUGACACUAAACGUAAUGAGAUUUGUGUCUAUUUAGUUUUCAUAUUAUUUUCCACGAUUCCUUUUGUGUUGAUACUAAGCUCUUAUUUCAGAAUCAUCUCCACCAUCUUAAAGAUGCCCUCAACCGCAAGUCAGUUCAAAGCUUUCUCCACCUGUUCCUCCCACCUCAUAGUUGUGGUUUUAUUCUUUGGUCCUGGUACUAUCACCUAUUUAAGGCCCAAAUCAAAUCAUUCUGCAGGAACUGACAAGAUGUUCUCUCUUUUCUACAUCUUUGUGACUCCACUGUUCAAUCCCAUCAUAUACAGCCUUAGGAACAGGGAUGUGAUUGCAGCACUGAAAAGAUUAUUACCCAAGAGAACAGACAGAAGAUCUUUGUAG